Messenger RNA from Dermatophagoides farinae (American house dust mite), 1524 nucleotides. It is a transcript of the gene CDC50, whose product is annotated as cell cycle control protein 50A. The record is from RefSeq and is a predicted model, not a curated record. Lineage: Eukaryota; Metazoa; Arthropoda; Arachnida; Sarcoptiformes; Pyroglyphidae. Gene Ontology annotation, cellular component: endoplasmic reticulum; plasma membrane; Golgi apparatus.
CAUUUUUUUGCUAAUGUGAUUCUUGUUUCAACAACAAAAAGAAAAAAAAAUUCUCAAAAUUUUUCAUUUAAAAAACUUUGAUAUCAAACCAUUAUUCGAAUUUGAAUCGAUGCUAAUAAUACAAAAAAAAUGUCGAAUAAUAUUGUUCCAAUCGAACAACCAAAAAGUCAAAAACCAUCAAAUAGUGCAUUCAAGCAACAAAAAUUAUCUGCUUGGCAGCCAAUUUUUACCGUUGGAACUGUAUUACCUACAUUCUUUUUAAUUGGCGUUGCAUUCAUACCUGUCGGCAUUGGUCUAUUGAUCUCAUCAUAUCAAGUACAAGAAUUAGAAAUUGAUUAUACAUCAUGUGAAAGACGUGCUAUUAAUACAAUACCACAAAUUAUUGACAAUUCAACUGCAACAUCAACACUUUGUUCGGAAUUUCUUGCUAAAAAUCCAAAUGGUAAUUGUAGCUGUUUAAUAGAUCUUGAACUUGAUGCCGAUUAUCGUCGUGAUGUAUUCCUUUAUUAUGGCCUAACGAAUUUCUAUCAAAAUCAUCGACGUUAUGUAAAAUCACGUGAUGAUUAUCAACUUUUGGGUCAUUUACGUGCUGGACGUGAAUGUUCACCAUUCGCUCAUCGUAUCGAUCCAAUGGAUGGAAUAUUAAAGCCAGUUAUGCCAUGUGGUGCUAUUGCCAAUAGCUUAUUCAAUGAUACAUUUCAAUUGGAACGUCUUGUUGUUGAUGCAAGCAAUAAUCCAGCAUAUAAUGAAGUACCAUUAAUUAAAACGGGAAUAGCAUGGGCAACUGAUAAGAAUAAAUUCAAAAAUCCACCCAUACCAAAAGGAUCGAAUAGUUUAGCACCUGCUUAUAAUGGUACGGUUCAUCCAAUCAAUUGGCCACGCAAUGUUUAUGAUCUAGAUCCAAGUGAUCCAAAUGAUAAUGGAUUACAGAAUGAAGGUUUCAUUGUAUGGAUGCGAACAGCAGCAUUUCCAACGUUCCGUAAAUUGUAUGCGAGAAUUCGACACGAUAUCAAUGAAAAGGAUGUCAGUUAUCAGGAAGGAUUACCUAAAGGCAAAUAUCGAUUGCAUAUCCAAUACAAUUUUCCUGUUGCCGGAUUUAAGGGUAAAAAACGAUUCAUUAUAUCGAAUACAUCGUGGCUUGGUGGCCGUAAUCCAUUCAUUGGUGCCGUUUACAUAUUGGUUGGCAUGACAGCAUUAUUGUUAUCCGGGUUAUUUCUUUUAAUCCAUAAGAAAUUUGGUCCAAGUUCUGUAGACAAUCUAAACAUUACAUCACAGACACCGUUCUUGAAUUGAUGGCUGCCGAUAUUGAUGAGCAUAACUUGUCUACUACACAUCAUUAUUAUUAUCACCAACCAAAUUCAUUUUAUAAAUCAUUGUCAUAUAUAAUUCUAAAUCUUGUUGUAUUAAUCGUCCAUUUAUUAUUGACACGUAUUGGAUAUAUAUCAUUCUUAUUUUGUUUUUCUGUUGUUAAAAUUAAAAAAAAUAUUUAAUGAAAUAAAAUUAAAAUUAUUAUUGAUAUUGAUA